Molecule: messenger RNA, 1643 nt
Organism: Equus caballus (horse)
Lineage: Eukaryota; Metazoa; Chordata; Mammalia; Perissodactyla; Equidae
Product: trace amine-associated receptor 8-like
Biological process (GO): G protein-coupled receptor signaling pathway
Cellular component (GO): membrane
Molecular function (GO): trace-amine receptor activity
Source: RefSeq, a predicted model, not a curated record
AUGAGCCGCGGUCCUUCCACACCUGCCGUGGUGCAGCUCUGCUACGAGGGCGUGAACGGGUCUUGUAUUAAAACUCCCUGCUUGCCGGGAGCCCGGGUGCUUCUGUACUCAGCGUUUGGCUUGGGCGCUGUGCUGGCUGUGUUUGGAAACCUCCUGGUGGUGACUGCCAUUCUUCACUUCAAGCAGCUGCACUCUCCCACCAACUUUCUCCUCGCCUCUCUGGCCUGCGCUGACUUCCUGGUGGGGGUCACUGUGAUGCCCUUCAGCAUGGUCAGGUCCGUGGAGAGCUGCUGGUACUUUGGAGCCAGAUUCUGUGCCCUCCACAGUUGCUGUGAUGUGGCAUUUUGUUACUCUUCUCUCUUCCACUUGUGCUGCAUCUCCAUCGACAGGUACAUUGCUGUCACUGACCCUCUGGUCUAUCCCGCCAAGUUCACAGUAUCUGUGUCAGGGAUGUGCGUCAGCAUCUCCUGGAUCCUGCCCCUUGUCUACAGCGGUGCUGUGUUCUACACAGGUGUCAGUAACGAUGGGAUGGAGGAAUUAGUAAGUGCCCUCAACUGUAUAGGUGGUUGUCAAAUUGUUGUAAAUCAAGACUGGGUGUUGAUAGACUUUCUGUUAUUCUUCAUACUUACAGUUGUCAUGAUAAUUCUUUACAGUAAGAUUUUUCUUGUAGCUAAACAACAAGCUAUAAAAAUUGAGCACACUGGUGGCAAAGCAGAGUCAUCCUCGGAGAGUUAUAAAGCCAGAGUGGCCAAGAGAGAGAGAAAAGCAGCUAAAACCCUGGGCGUCACAGUGGUAGCAUUUCUGAUUUCAUGGUUACCGUAUACAAUUGACACGCUUGUCGAUGCCUUCAUGGGCUUCGUAACCCCUGCCUAUAUUUAUGAGAUCUGCUGUUGGGGGGCUUAUUAUAACUCAGCCGUGAACCCUCUGAUUUAUGCUUUAUUUUAUCCUUGGUUUAGGAAAGCCAUAAAGGUUAUUGUGAGUGGGGAAGUUUUGAAGGAUAGCUCAUCAACCAUUAGUUUAUUUUCAGAAUAAAUGCAAGCACUAAGUGGAGAAAAUUAAAGAUAUUUUCAAAACUACAAAUUUAUGAUGAAAUUAGGUAUAAGAAAUGAACAACCUUUCAAAACUAGAGAAAUAUAGUCUUUUUUCAAAUUCGCCAAGAAUGAACUCCCAAGAAUGUGUCUCCAUUAUAACAUUGUGAAGAUAUUUACUGCACUAAAUAAUAAUUGAUAAACUGGUUUCCAUGUGUCACCUGUCUCAAUGCUCUGUACAUGUCCUUACCACCUACACUUGUUUCUUCCAGCAUCACUGAAUUCUGAAUCUCAUCUCUGGCUGUGAAAUCUCAAAUUAUUUUCCUAUUUAUGCUCAACUCCCGUUUGUCGUCAAAUGGUCUUUCUCUCCCUGACUUUCCGACGCUGUGUUGGUGUAUGAGGCCAUUAUCGCGAUGCUCCGCAGACUGCACGGCUUAAACUACAGACAUUUAUUUUCUCAUGAUUUUAGAAGUUAAAACUCCAAAAUCAAGGUGUUAUCAGGGUUGGUUUCUUCUGAGGUCCCCCUUUGUCUUGUCAAUGGCUGUCUUCUCUGUGCUCACACGGUGUCUCUGUGUUUCUGUGUCCUCAUCUCCUCUUCUUAUAAGGGCACAGCUC